CUAACUAUGGGUGUGUGCACUUUGGGAAUAAUGGCAAAUACAAGGGUAAGCUUAGCACUUGUGGGGCUUUUUGUUGCCUUCAACUAUGUGAGUAGUAUACCUGCAUCCUUGCAAAUUGAGAGAAAGCUAGUGCGAGACCCUCAGCUUCCUCUGAAGCCCACUUGGCAGCCACAGACAUCUGGCCAGACUUGCCAAGUGCAAGAAUUUGAAAGGGUUCCUUGUGGAGAACCUGGCAUAAAGGCUGCUCAGUGUAACACUAUAAACUGCUGUUUUGAUGGCCAACAGUGCUAUUAUGGGAAAACUGUGACUGUCCAGUGUACCCUUGAUGGCCAGUUUGUGUUGGUGGUGGCCAGAGAUGCAACAGUUCCCAGGAUAAGCCUGGAUUCCAUCAGCAUGUUGGGAGGAAACACGGGACCCUGUGGUCCUGUUGACUCAAAUACAGCCUUUGCUAUAUACCAGUUUCCUGUAACUGCUUGUGGGACGACCAUGAUGGUACAAGGUGGUUAUGUGGUCUAUGAGAACAGGAUGUUCUCUUCCUAUGAAGUUGGUGUUGGACCCCGUGGCUCAAUCACAAGAGACACUCACUUUGAGCUUUACUUCCAGUGUAAAUAUUCAGCUGUUCGGUUUGCAUUUGUGGCUAUUGAACCUGCAGCCAAUGUUGAUCCUCUGCCUAUUGUUGCUUCUGGACCUCUCCAAGUACAACUAAGACUAGGAAAAGGUCAAUGUGUCACAAAGGGGUGUGUAGAAGAACAAGUAGCCUAUACCUCAUACUACAGUGCUACUGAAUACCCUGUGACUAAGAUUCUGAGGGAACCAGUGUACGUUGAAGUGAGCAUCGUGGGGAGAACGGAUCCGAAUAUUGUCCUGGUUUUGGGUGGCUGCUGGGCGACGGCUUCCCCUAACCCCUACAGCCUUCCCCAGUGGGACCUUCUGGUGAACGGGUGCCCAUACAAGGAUGACCGCUAUCUGACCAAGCUGAUACCAGUUAAUGGAACGUCUGGACUUGCAUACCCUACCCAUUACAGACGCUUUGUCCUGAAGAUGUUUACAUUUGUGGAUCCAACCUCUAUGGCUCCACUGCAAGAGACGCUCUACAUCCACUGCAGUACAGCUGUAUGUCUCCCAACUGCACGGGACUCCUGUGAGCCAAGGUGCAUCAGAAGAAGAAGAGACCUUGCUGCUGUGGAAGGAAGCUCUCCUAACACAUCAGGAAUAGUGUCUAGUGGAGGAGUGAUCUUUACCCAAAGUUCCUCACCUCAGUUUGUUUAAAGCUGUGCAGAAUAAAAGUCUUUUGCCUUCAAA
Pangasianodon hypophthalmus (striped catfish) is the source of this 1302-nucleotide messenger RNA. Its product is annotated as zona pellucida sperm-binding protein 4. NCBI's taxonomy places the organism in Eukaryota, Metazoa, Chordata, Actinopteri, Siluriformes, Pangasiidae. The record is from RefSeq and is a predicted model, not a curated record. Gene Ontology annotation, molecular function: acrosin binding; structural constituent of egg coat. Bases 7 to 1269 code for a protein of 420 amino acids. Gene Ontology annotation, cellular component: egg coat. The transcript is spliced from 8 exons. Gene Ontology annotation, biological process: binding of sperm to zona pellucida; prevention of polyspermy.